AUGUCCGCUGCUACUGUCGUAAACCAUCCUCGAUCUCAACUUUUUACUUGUUUGGCUUGUCAAGUUGUGUUCACUACUGCUGAGUCUCAAAGAGUUCAUUAUGGAACUGACUGGCAUCGUUACAACUUGAAAAGAAAAGUUGCGGAAUUACCACCUGUUACCUCUGAAGUAUUUAAUCAGAAGGUUUUAGCUCAACAAGCGCAAAGUAACGAUGCCGAGAGAAAGGCUAGUUUCUCUGCAGAAUGCACUGCUUGCAAUAAAAUUUAUUAUUCUGAGAAUGCUUAUGCAAAUCAUUUACAAUCUAAUAAACAUAAAGCUGCUGAUGCAAAAGCAUCCUUUGAAGGAACAACUCACACGAAAAAAAAUGUAAUUAGUACCAGGAUAACUCCACAAAUACCGAAUGAGAAUGAACUUAUUGACAAAAAAAUUGAAGUAGCAAUAGCACUAGAUGAGUCUGAUUGCCUAUUUUGUACACAAAAAUUUGAAUCUUUUGAUGAAAAUAUGCGACAUAUGACAAAAAUUCAUAGUUUUUUCAUACCGGAAAUAGAGUAUUUGAUUGAUUCUCAUGGAUUAAUUAAAUAUUUGGGUGAAAAAAUUUCUAUUGGAAAUGUUUGUUUAUAUUGUUCAAAGGGAACGAAAAGCCUUGAAUCUGUUAGAAGGCAUAUGGUAGAUAAAGGUCACUGUAAAAUAGCUUAUGAAACUGAAGAAGAUAUUAUGGAAUUUGACGAAUUUUAUGAUUUUACUUCCAGUUAUCCUGAUGCAGAUAACGAUGAUAAUUGGGUGUUUGUUAGUGAUGAUGAAGCCGAAAAUGAUGAUGAAAAUGAUGAUGAACUUCCUAAAAUUAUGAUAUAUGAAGAAGAUAUGGAACUGGUAUUGCCAUCUGGUAAAAGACUUGGUCAUCGACUUUUACGUAGAUAUUAUAGACAAAACUUGCGCCCUAUUGAGGAACGAGAUUCGAUUAUAAAUCGGUUUAUUACAGAAUACGGCGAUAAUUCUAAGUAUAGACAAUCUGGAGGAAUAUUAAUCACUAAUGAUCAUAUGUAUAAACAUUAUCGACCUCAUUUCAUCGCUUCACGUGAGAAAAGGCACCAACAAAAUUAUGAUACACGUAUUGGUAUUAAAGCCAAUAAAUUACAACGUCACUUUAGAGCACAAAUCAUGUAACGAUUACAAAAAAAGUUUCGAUGUAAUUUAUUAAGGGAAUUAAUAUCAUAAUUAAUUAAUAUAAAGUAUUUUGUAUAAAAGAUAAUGUUCCAUAUACAUAAUAACGAAUUCUGUAAACAAUCCUGUAAUCCAAAUUUAAUUUUCUAGAUUAAAUAUUUUCUAGAUUAAAGCAGGAAUAAAUAAUUAAUCUUUUUUGCAUAGUAAUCCACGUAAAUAUGUUGAACUAAGCUUGAGAUUUUUUAGAUCAUCUUUAGAAAGAGAUGGAUUU
Molecule: messenger RNA, 1432 nt
Organism: Rhizophagus irregularis DAOM 181602=DAOM 197198
Lineage: Eukaryota; Fungi; Glomeromycota; Glomeromycetes; Glomerales; Glomeraceae
Biological process (GO): ribosomal large subunit biogenesis
Cellular component (GO): preribosome, large subunit precursor
Molecular function (GO): zinc ion binding; nucleic acid binding
Source: RefSeq, a predicted model, not a curated record